AUGCCCCGCCACACCUGCGUCAAGAUCGACGAGGAUAUCGAGACCUACUCGACCCUCGACCCAGCCCAAUACACGCCCACCCCGACCCGACCCUUCCGCGGGAUAUUCGUCGGCGACUACGGCGUCCACGGCUGCGAGUUCAUCUGGAUCAACCAGCCUGACGACGACGACGACGACGACGACGACGACGACGACGACGACGACGGCAACACCCCGCCGAGCAUCGAGCGCGCCGAGGGCGAGUCCGACGAGGAUUAUGCCGCGCGCCAACUCCACGCGGCCAUCUACCGCGGCCGUCUGGAGGCUGUCAAGCUGACGGGCGACGCCAAUGUGCCGCGCGGCGAGUACACGUUUGUGGUGGAUGACCUGGGCGAGGCCGGGUUUGUGAGGGAGGAGACGAAGGACCCGUUCGCGCGUGCGAGGUUGGUGAGGAGUAGGGCGCAGCUUGCGAAUAAUGGGUUUCGGGAUGCCACGUUCACCGAUGCCGAGCUGUUCAUAAUAUCGCCUGACCUGCUGGCGCAUAACUGGCUGGCGUUGGGGCAUAUCAGCUACUUGAGACGUGUAGACAUUGAUAGGUUUAUCUUCCCGGUUGAACACGGUGCUGGCAUGUCGGGAAUCUGA
Chaetomium globosum CBS 148.51 is the source of this 621-nucleotide messenger RNA. RefSeq lists its product as uncharacterized. Lineage: Eukaryota; Fungi; Ascomycota; Sordariomycetes; Sordariales; Chaetomiaceae. The coding region runs from base 1 to 621 and encodes 206 amino acids. The transcript is spliced from 2 exons. The record is from RefSeq and is a predicted model, not a curated record.